AUGGCCAGAGAGCCAGAACGACAGGCACUGGCGACUGCCCAGCUCGCCGUACUCCUCUCGCACUACCUGGCGACGGACAGUGCAGCAGGCUCGUCGGCUGAUCUGAUCGAGCAAGCGGUCUUGCAAGGACGGCUCAUCGCCGCUGCUUCAGCAGAGGAUCCCUCAUUGGCAGAGCCAGUGCUGCAAAGAUGGUCACUCCGGCUCACUUCGCUCCUGCAAUCCUCGAGAGGCGCAUCAGCACGAGCGCUAGGUCUCAAGCUCUGUGCGACUUCGGUUCGUCAGUCAGAGACCUUUCUACUCAGGCAAGGCAAGACGCUCUUGACGUCGUGCAUGUCUGCCCUCACCGCGCGCGACACGGCACCUCAAGUACUCUCGGGGGCACUGCAGCUCUCACAUCUCCUCUUUGAAGCUUCCAGACAUCUUCAAGAGUUCUCUCGCGAAGUCACCAAUGCUCCUGCAGUGCGCAAGCUCGCAGAAAGCGCCAUCAAGUUGUCAAGCUCGACAGACGCGCACCCCUCUGUCCGCAUAGAAGCAGCAGAGACGGUCGCCAAUCUGCUAUCGAGACAUGCUGCAGCGUUGCGACCCCUUGCGAAUGAUAUCCAACAGACUGCAAUACACCUCAUCUGCUCGAGCGACGAAAGCCUGUCACCUGCCGGUUCCUUGCUGCUCGCAAAGCUUUACCUCACAGCAUCGGCAUCCGGCGCAUCUAACGCGUGGCGUAAGACCGUUGAGGGUCUCGUGGCUUGCAUCGAGGCGCUAUUGCCCGGCAUCGUGACGACGCUCAACGAUUACUCUGUUUACUAUGCCAUACAACCGUUAGCGAUGCCUCUCGUGGAGCCUGACGCUGCCAUUGCGUCUUCUGCCUUUGCGUUGCCCGAGGCAGGUCUCCUGCGCCUUGAGCGACUCAUCCUCGCCUUGCGCACUAUCUUCCGCCAACCCACUCUGCUUGCCGUAGCGGUGCCUGUAGAGCCGCUCGUCAACCUCGUCUAUCGGCUGCUUUCAUAUAACCUACAGACGCGCGUCAAGCCCAACAGCGAUCCCGGCCUGCACGCUUUCGAGCUCGGUCUCCUCCCUCGAUUGCACAGAUCGGCUUGCGCUCUCCUCGCUCAGCUCAGCCUGGGCCUAUCAAGCCAUCUAUGUCGCCAUUCUGGUCGGCUUCUCACCACCCUCAGUCAGGUCGCCUCGACAUACGCCAUCGCAGCUCCUGGACGAUCAAUGCUCUAUCGUACAGCUGAUCUGUUGCUGUCUUCUUGUCCUGUCGAUCCAGACGAAUGCGCUCGAUCGGGUUCCCACUUGCUCCGACUUGCUUUGCAAGAUAUUGCUGCCAUGCGCUCACCGCCCGAAGCUGAGACCAAACCGGAGGUCAAAGUGAACGGACAUAGCAACAGCCGACAAGCAAAGCGAGCGAGACUCUUUGAGACCGAUCAGACAUUCAGUACAAAGCCGAAGAAUAUGCUGGAGAACGUCGCAAGCGCGGAAGCUGCCCUUCAAGCGUGUAAUGGCAUCCUGACGUCUGUCGCCCUGCUGCUCGAGCCGAAAGUGUUGCACACGACCCUGCGUCUGCUCAUCUCGCUCGUACUUCCGCCUUCCUUUCUAGCGAUCACGCCCGUGCCCUCACCUGACGUGCAGUCAGCAUACGACUGGGCUCUGGCACACUCGACCGGCUUGCGUCCCCUCAUCUUGCAAUGUCUCGUCACUUUGCUCCCGCUCGUCACGCGAGACCUGUCAGGCUAUAUCGAUCAUUUGACCAAGGUACUGCGAGCAUGCGCCAAUGCAAACGAUCUAGAGCUCAGGCAGAUCGCACUGAGCGGUCUGACCCGUCUCGAGCUCAUUGUGCAGCCUCGAUUGCCGCCCAGGCCUACGAACGAAGCUUCCGAGCUCAUGCGAGCGGACCGAUGGGGCGGCGAGCUCUCACAAGUAGACGAUGACUUGGUGGUGGAGAAAGAAGCUGCUCCCAUGCAGCCAAAUCGACCAGCAUACGUAGACUCAACGUCAGCUGCCGAGCCUGCAGCCCCCGUAAAUCAAUUUCAGAAGCAAGAAGCGACGCCGUUCGUUCUGUCUGCGGCAGUCACGUCUACUGCAUUGCCGCGCACGCUUUACGGCAGAUCGCUCGAGUCUACCACGCAGCAAUUGGACCAGGAUGAGCCUGCAAAAGCUGUCGAACUGGCCGAACAGGAGCCCGGCGAUGCGACACUACUCGCGCCGACCGAGCCAGCAUCGGCUGCAAGUAGCGUUGCACUCGGUAAACGUCGAGACCGAUCACCUGUCGCUGCUCCGGCUGCCCUUGAUGAGGACUCGGAUGGUCCGAUUCCAGAGAUCUUCAUGAGCGAUGAAGAUAUGUCAGAGGCCGGCAGCCCGUGA
Mixia osmundae IAM 14324 is the source of this 2361-nucleotide messenger RNA. RefSeq lists its product as uncharacterized. The transcript has 8 exons. Gene Ontology annotation, cellular component: nucleus. NCBI's taxonomy places the organism in Eukaryota, Fungi, Basidiomycota, Mixiomycetes, Mixiales, Mixiaceae. The record is from RefSeq and is a predicted model, not a curated record. Bases 1 to 2361 code for a protein of 786 amino acids. Gene Ontology annotation, biological process: rRNA processing.